AUGGUCUUAACCUUCUUCCUCUUCGCGCACACACUGUGGUUGUACUGUAUUCCUGUUCUACCGACAAGCACUUCAAUUUUUCCAACAAAUACAACCAUGAAAUGCAGGUUCUCAAAAAAUCCCGAAGACGACGCAUGGCAUCAAUGCGAUUGCGUACCGGUGGGUAAUGAUGACUCUGUUCAUGUCAUAUGUCGUCAAGUGCUUGCGUCCACAGUUCCACCAUUGCCAACAGGCGAUGGUCAGACGCUUACAGCAGGAAGUAUAGUCGCACUUUCUAUGACUGACGGUGGCUUAGCAUUUAUUCAACAAGACGCUUUUCGAAUGCAUGACAUACAAGCUCUUGAUUUUUCUGACAAUCAAAUCCAGACGGUGAAUGUGAAUGCUUUUCGGGGUCUCGAGAUGAAACUGACCCAUCUGAGUCUCAAGCACAACAAUUUAUCUGUGAUUCCUGCUUGGGCACUCACAUAUUUGCAUCAUCUACAAGUUUUGCGGUUGGAUGGGAAUCGCAUUAGUCAUGUUCGAGCUAAUACAUUUGACGAAACUCAGCUCAACAACCUUCACUUCCUGCAUCUUGACAAUAAUCAGAUUUCAUUCAUUCCCAAUAUGGCGUUUGCUCGGUUGCGAUUGAUCGUUCUCACUUUGUCCAACAAUAGGAUAACCCAUCUGGAGAAAAUGUCUCUUCCACCUUCGCUGAGUAUUCUCGAACUCAGAAACAAUCUCCUAACUCAGAUCCCCUACCUCGCCUUGAAGGACAAAAUUGCACUACAGGUAUUAGACCUUGACGGGAACAACAUAUCAAUGCUACACUCCAACUCAGAAGUUCAUUUCAAAAAUGAGAUAAGGCUCGUACUAAGGAACAACAAAAUACGAUCCCUUACAAGUACAUCGUUCAAAAGUUUCAGAAAAUUUAAAGAGCUUGACCUAAGCUAUAAUCAAAUUUCGAGUGUACAUCCUACUGCAUUCGAUGGCAUAAGUCAAAUAAAGGCACUGGAUUUGAGCUACAAUUCUAUAGCUUUUAUCGCUCGUGGAACGCUGAAGAAUUUGGCAAAAAACCUUGAGAAGUUAAAUCUUGAGGAGAACAUUUUCCAUACCCUACCAGAUGCUCUGAUGGACCUUCGAAAUCUGACACAUCUGAACUUGAACGGAAACAAGUUGACCAAGUUGAACGAGGAAGCUGUCGAAGGACUGAGAGACGCGCUUGUGGAGCUCUCACUAGCUUACAAUCGCUUAAAAAUGGUUCCUACGAAUCUUCUGAAUGGAAUGAGCCGGUUACAGCACCUGGAUUUGUCGAAGAACAACAUCAAAAGCUUGCACAGACUAGCUUUCGGCACAUUUGACGGAACAGGGACCAGUCUCAUUCAUUUAAAUUUGGCAGGAAACCAACUGAAGGUCAUAGAGGAUCCUGGAGUGUUCCUAUACAUGACGUCAUUAGCCUAUCUUGAUCUUUCUUAUAAUCAACUUGAUGAGAUUGAGCCGAAGACGUUUGAGAAACUACCCGGAUUGGAAAGGCUCUACCUUCAGAACAACAAACUCAAGAAACUACCAUUGCAUGCUUCACAGCGUAUGCAAAAUUUACGCCAACUGAAUUUGGACAACAAUGAGAUCAAAGAACUCCCAGAUCAUCUGUUAACUUCAACACCACACUUGGAACAUUUAUCUAUAGCAGGGAAUCAAAUACAUUCGAUCAACGAUCGAGUAUUUCAUUCAAGCAAUUCGAAGACGCUCAAAUCAUUGAAUCUAGCAGGGAAUCAAAUCUCAAACAUAUCGAGCAGAGCUUUCCAGCAUAUGGAUAACCUACAGGUGUUGAAAUUGAAUAACAAUCGCAUUCGUACCAUCGAUUCAAUGGUGUUCGCAGAAUUGCGCAAUUUGCGUCACCUCGACCUAUCUCACAAUGAGAUCAUUUGGAUUCAUCCGCAAGCUUUCUCGAGCAUGCCGGUUCUUGAAACCCUUUUGCUCGACAAUAACCAAAUAGAAAAAAUCGAUAGAUCCGCAUUUUACCGAAUCAAUCGAAUAGAGACGCUGGAUCUUAGCAAUAAUCAAUUGAAGAACUUUAGCUGUGAGCAGCUCGGAUCUAUUCAAACCGUCUACAACCUUAACCUCGCACAAAAUCGGAUUGAACAGAUUGAUCUCACCUGCAUCCUACGAAGCCUUGUUCGUCUGGAUCUAGGGCAUAAUUUUCUCGAGACUAUUCGGAAAAGUAUGAUGGAUGGUGCUGAUAGGUUAUUGGAAAUCACUCUCAAAAACAAUGGAAUUUUGGAGCUACAAGGAAACACUUUUUCCUGCUGUCCAAAGCUAUCUACGAUUGAUCUUUCGCACAAUCACCUUAAAACAAUACAAAAAGGGACCUUUUCUGAUCAGGAGCUGCUCAAUCGUCUAGACAUAAGCUACAAUGCAUUGCAAAACUUCCAACUCGGAUGUUUCGGAAAAAAUAACAUUCUAUUGCUGAAUGCUGCUUUCAACGAACUUUCUAAAGUUCCUAUAGAAGCGCUACAAUCAACGUCAGCUUGUAUUUCUUCACUUAACAUGGACAACAAUCGCAUUCGAACACUGGAAUCAUCGCAAUUCUUCGGACUACAAAAUCUUACGCAGCUAGUAAUCUCCCGAAAUUUUAUCGAAACUAUUGAAGACGGUGCUUUUGAACAUCUCCCCGCUCUCAAAUAUCUGGACAUAAGCAAUAAUCCAAUCAGUACGUGGAGUCCUUCUGCGUUCCGAGAUAUGAGUAGCUCUAUGGAUAGCCUUAAUCUAGCGAACACGGGACUAUUUUCAAUACCUCGAAUGAACCACCACGCCAUACGACACUUCAAUCUUAGCAUGAAUAAGAUCUAUGACGUAUCACGGAUGGAUAUAAAGAAAACCGCACAACUAAUUUCGUUGGACAUCUCGAACAAUAACAUACAAAGGAUUGAAGAAGAUGUAUUCGAAGAUUUAGUCAACCUCAAAGAAUUGAACAUUAGUGGAAACCCUAUCAAAGAAAUUCUUGGAGAUCACUUCCGACCUCUUUAUCAGCUUGAAACUCUGUCGAUUCACGAUCUUCCAUCACUUUCAAAGCUUCCAAACCCAUCCGAGUUUUCUCAUCUCGCGAGUCUUCGCAACUUACAAUUGUACAACCUCGCCGGUACGGGUCUCAAGUAUAACACUACGCAAAUACUACAACAUCUUCCCCCGUUGCGAUCGCUCUUCAUCGAAUUUCAAGAACGAAUAAUCGAUGGUCAGCUGCAUGAUGUCGAUAUGACACACAUGAGACAAUUGACAAUCACUGGAAGAAACAUCACUAAUAUUAGCUCGAUUGCAGUACAUGCGCUGAGGGGUUACAAAGUUCAUUUAUCAGUGAUAAACACCUCCCUGCAAGAAUUUCCUACUUCUUUGUUCACAACAUUGGGUGGCAUAUACUUCCUCACUUUGUCUCUAUCUCACAACAAAAUUCGAACUGUACAACCAUUCAAAAAUUCUAUUCAACCAUGGAUCAACCAACAUGGUACCAUAUUGGAGGCUAUCGAUCUUACGGGAAAUCCAAUUCAAUGUGAUUGCUCCAUGUCAUGGGUGACUGAAUGGAUUCGAUCGUCAAGGACCAAUGCUAGAGAGUUCGAGAAAGUUUACUGUAAGAACAAACCGUCGGAAGAAAACUCUUUGAGCUUUGUAUACAGCAAGUAUUAUAUGAAUUCAACACGAUGUUUGUUGGAAAACGGGGCCAAUGUGAACUCUGUUCUUCUCAUUGUUUGUACGAUAUGGGUAUUUAUUUGUUCCGUUUUCAUUUGA
Messenger RNA from Necator americanus (New World hookworm), 3756 nucleotides. RefSeq lists its product as uncharacterized. The record is from RefSeq and is a predicted model, not a curated record. The transcript has 17 exons. The coding region runs from base 1 to 3756 and encodes 1251 amino acids. Gene Ontology annotation, molecular function: protein binding. NCBI's taxonomy places the organism in Eukaryota, Metazoa, Nematoda, Chromadorea, Rhabditida, Ancylostomatidae.